AUGCCGACCUUUCCUACGAAACAUCCUCCGGGCUGUGAUUUCGCCACAACAGCAGUAGACCCUGGCGAUCCCGAAGGUUUCUUAAGAAGGUGCUCAGGCCAUAACAAGAAGACCAAAUUGCGCUGCAACGCGGUUAUCGGAAAGAAAUCACAGUCAUCUUGCCGUCCCAAGUUUUUACCCACCUGUCAUACUCAUCGCGAUCAACAAAGCCUUACCGGAUGGUGCCAGUUCAGACAUCCCGACGGAGAAAGAUGCCCAGUAUUGUUUAGAUGGGUACCGCCAUACUUUGAGCUCUGCGCCGAGCAUCAAGGCCAUCCCGAUAUGCCCUGCUACUUCUUGAAGCUCCCGCUUGAACUCCGUCACGAGAUCUUCCGCUACCUGCUGCCCUCCGACUCAAUUGGCUCGUCAAGUGCUGGUGUCCAUCAUGCUAAGGAGGAUGCAACUCGAAACGGUUCUCUCGCUAUUCCGUCUGGCCCGGCGUCAAGCAGCACACGCCCCCGUUGCGUGCAUUUCCAGCAAGCGGCACCAUAUGCUUUCUACGAACACUAUCACGAUGCGUUUCCCAUGCCUCUUGUGGAUCUACUCUUGAUCAACCGUCAUAUCCAUGCAGAAGUCAGGGGCUUGCUUUACAGCAUCAUUGCGUUCAAGAUCGAUGUUCGUAAGGAUGGGACGUACAUGUGCGGGAGAAGACUGUUGGAGCCUAGGAGGCCAGAUGGCUGUCCGCACGUACCUGUAGAUGAGACUGAAGAUGGGAAAGAUAUGUUCCUCAAAACCUUUGACUGGGCUGCGGUCAAGAACUACAACGUUGACAUCUUGGUGGAGUCGUGGAUCACUCCACAGAUGCCACACGGUUGGAUGCGGCCGGCCGACUCUUCCUGGGAUGAAGAAGUCGAGAUAUACGAUAUUCGAGACUACGUGAGUGUUGUUGUCUCGGGCAUCCUUGGGAAAGCGCGGAAUCUGUGCAAACUACAAGUCCGUCUGUGUCUAGCAGACUUCGAGUGGACGUUUGAUCAAGUUCUCACCAACACGAAGCUGAUCGUAGGCCCAUUCGAGCGGCUCCGAAACGUCCGCCAACCACGGUUCGCAGGUGUUUUCUUCGGCAAACCAGACUCGCACAUGGUCCACAUCCGGCGCACAAGAUGUUCUCGACGCACACAAUGCUCCCCCUCGAACCGGCCACACUGCUCCCCCUCAAUAUACUCCGUCCCUCCCCUGCCAACACAAAAAACCGUCCUCGUCGCAGGCAUGCCCCUAUUCGACGCCUACACCGCCGACUGGGAACACCGCAUAUCCUCCAACGCAUCCUCCUCCGUCGUGAAAAACUCGCCCAUCCGCGCAAUGUUCACAGCAUUCAAGGACUUCUACAGCAAGCUCGCCCUCAUCCACGCCGACGUGACGCGCAAAAGCGGGCGAAACAGCUUCCUGCACCGCGCGCGCGUGGCCCGCGAGCAAGAAGACGUCGACGCCUUCCGCCUCCUCCGCAACGAGCUAAUCCAAUACUGGCACGCGUACGUCGAGCAGGAAGAGCGCAAGAAAAACGACAUGAACAUGCGCCUGAACCGCAUGCUGGGCGCGGACAUCUACCCGUCCCAUGAGUGGGACGACACCCGCUCGCGACGCAGCUCCGCUGCUACAACGCAGACGAGCACCGCGCACUCCCCCGUGCUCAUGAGCGUAGAGACUAUGACUAAGGAGGGCAUCCCCAUGACGGGCAAUCAGCACGUCGCUCACCCGCUCGACGAGAACACUCGCCUCUAUCUCGUCGCGCAGGCGCAGGCUAAGGCGAAUGCGAGGGCUCAGGCUAAGGCCGCGCAGUACAAUCCGCCAGAGUGCUCCGUCACGGAUCCGUACAACGCGUCGUAUAUGUCGGUCUUCGACUCGCGCUCUCCGCCUUUGCCCGCGGUGUCUGGUAAGGCUGGUUUGGAUCGUGGUGCGCGGAACGGCGACCCGGGGCCGUCGACGGAGAGGAAGCGUGCGUUUGGGUCUGGGUCCGGGUCCGGGUCCUCAUCUUCGGUUGACGGCGGGAAUCGUAGCUCCGGGUCUGGUUCUGGUUCUGGUUCUACUUCUACUUCUGUUUUUACUUCUACACCUUCUUCUACUUCUGGAUCUGGAUCUGAUGGCGUGAGUGGGGGUGCAGUAGAGACGGAAAAAGCGUAUAUUGGUAAGGGGAAAGGCAGGAUGUCGGUCAAUAAUGUGGAUGUGAGGUAUUCUUGA
Molecule: messenger RNA, 2214 nt
Organism: Dothidotthia symphoricarpi CBS 119687
Lineage: Eukaryota; Fungi; Ascomycota; Dothideomycetes; Pleosporales; Dothidotthiaceae
Exons: 2
Coding region: 1-2214 (737 amino acids)
Source: RefSeq, a predicted model, not a curated record